Molecule: messenger RNA, 1205 nt
Organism: Dendronephthya gigantea
Lineage: Eukaryota; Metazoa; Cnidaria; Anthozoa; Malacalcyonacea; Nephtheidae
Product: amine sulfotransferase-like
Exons: 2
Coding region: 175-711 (178 amino acids)
Biological process (GO): sulfation
Cellular component (GO): cytoplasm
Molecular function (GO): sulfotransferase activity
Source: RefSeq, a predicted model, not a curated record
GUUGUUCCAUAUAUUGAAUCUUCUCACGACCUGCACUUGGACCUCGAAGCAGAGCAACGUGCGAACCCAAGGUGCUACAAGUCCCACACAUGGUAUGAUCACUGCCCGAAAGGAGGAAAAUACAUUGCGAUUUUCAGGGAACCGCGCGCUGUGACCUACAGUUUGUUCACGUUCAUGAAGGGUUGGUUCUUUCAGCCGGGCAAAAUUUCUUUGGACGAAUUUGUCUUGAAUUUUUAUUUGGCGCACGGCAAACCAAGAGACGAAAUGGAACACGCCUCGUAUUUCGAGCAUUUUAUCAGUUGGUGGAAACACAGGAACGACCCAAACGUGCUGUUCUUGUUCUAUGAGGAAAUGAAAGAAGACCUGGAAACAGCUGUCAUGGCCAUCGCUUUGUUUAUGGGAAUACACGACGAGGAAAGAAUUCGAAAUGCGAUCAGGAUGAGCACGUUCGAGUUUAUGAAGGCAAAUGAAAACAAAUUCGACGAUAACCUCCUUGCUUUUUAUCGUAACAAGGAGAUUGGUAUCCCAGAAGGAGUCACUAGCACAAAAGUCGCUACAGGAUCAGUGGAUAAAGCUCUAAAAUUCCUAUCUGAAGACAUCCAGGAAGCCAUUCAAAAGCAAUUCCAAGAAAUAGUAACCAAAGAAACCGGGUACGAAACCUACAACGAUUUAAGGAUUGCUUUUAGGAAAGAGAAACCAUUGCUGACAUAGAGAAUUCAAGUUUUCGGUAGUUUAUUGUAAUCUUUGUAAUCUUUUUAACAUUUAAUUGCAUAAAUUAAGACUAGGUCGAUGUGGCGUCGUAAUCAGUUAUCGACGAUGUACUGCGAUCCACUCUCGGUGAUCAAUGAAGUGGAAAAAAGUAGGUAACCCCCUCCCGCAUAUAGCGAGGAAAUCACGCACCGCGUGGACCCCACGCGGGACGUCGGAAACUGUCGGACUUUCCCGAAGAUAUGCGUGGUCUCCACGCAGCGUGGACUUUCUGUCGGACUCCCCCGAAGAUAUGCGUGGUCUCCACGCAGCGUGGGAGUGAGACGUUAUUAAACCGUAAUUAAGUACACAGUAAGGAUUUGCGAGGAAAAUAUUUUAUUUGUCAGGUUACACAUUUAGUACGUAUGUCAAAAUGAAUACUUUACCAUUAGAACUGUUUAUUUUAAAGUUCGUUUCCUAUGUAUGCUGUGCGAUGCUUCCCACCGUUAGUUCAUACU